Penicillium cosmopolitanum is the source of this 270-nucleotide messenger RNA. Its product is annotated as 40S ribosomal protein eS10. Lineage: Eukaryota; Fungi; Ascomycota; Eurotiomycetes; Eurotiales; Aspergillaceae. Bases 1 to 270 code for a protein of 89 amino acids. Gene Ontology annotation, molecular function: structural constituent of ribosome; RNA binding. The record is from RefSeq and is a predicted model, not a curated record. Gene Ontology annotation, cellular component: cytosolic small ribosomal subunit. The transcript has 5 exons.
AUGGAACUCGCGACAAUGCUUAUCCCCAAGGACGACCGCAAGAAGAUCCACGAGUACCUCUUCCGCGAGGGUGUGCUCGUGGCCAAGAAGGACUUCAACCUUCCCAAGCACGGUGACAUUGAUACCAAGAACCUCUAUGUCAUCAAGGCUUGCCAGUCUCUGACCUCCCGCGGUUUCCUCAAGACCCAGUUCUCGUGGCAGUACUACUACUACACCCUCACCCCCGAGGGUCUUGACUACCUCCGCGAGUGGCUCCACCUCCCCCGCUGA